Centropristis striata (black sea bass) is the source of this 4111-nucleotide messenger RNA. It is a transcript of the gene ptchd1, whose product is annotated as patched domain containing 1. NCBI's taxonomy places the organism in Eukaryota, Metazoa, Chordata, Actinopteri, Perciformes, Serranidae. Gene Ontology annotation, cellular component: synapse; plasma membrane. The record is from RefSeq and is a predicted model, not a curated record. The transcript has 5 exons. The coding region runs from base 583 to 3606 and encodes 1007 amino acids. Gene Ontology annotation, biological process: cognition; chemical synaptic transmission.
GAAACGGCCCCCAGUUUGAAAGCCGGUAAUUAGUGACGUGCCUUCCCAACGAGGAGAGCAGUCGCUGCUGGGAGAGCAGCCCGGUGGCAGAUGAACAGGGGCUCCGUCAAACCACCGGGGCGAUGAGGAGAGGAGAGGACGGACGACAGAAAGCCUUCUGCCGCAGAGGAAACCCAGAUUAGGCUGAUCUGACAAACAGCUCUACCGGCAUCCCCGGCCGGUGCGUGCACACCGCGUCACCUAUCCUGCGACUCCCCCCUCGGCCCACCCACCUCGACCACCCCCCAGGUUGUGCGGUGACUUGGUGGUGUAGGGUGGAGCUGGACGCACGGACAGCCGGCAGGAUAACAUCUUGGUCUGGAUAGAUGAUCUCCGUCAUCACCGGGUCGGUCCCCCCGUUCCCCCUGUUUAGCGGAUGAGCGAACCCCGGGGAAAAGGGCGCCCCUGUGACCGGAGGAGGGUUGGAUUCUCCCCGGCUGGUGACCUCCUGCUCCGGGGGACAAAUCCUCCCACCACCCGGCGUCCCCUCUCCUCCAGCAGACCGACAGCAACGGAGCCCACCGAUGCGUCCGGCAGCCCCUGAUGCUCGUCAGUGCUCCGGGGCUUUCCGGUCGGUGGGAGAGGCUCGAGCCGCGGCCGCGCGCUAGGAUGCUGCGCCAGGUGUUGCACGCGGGCCUGAGGACCUCCUUCCACGCGCUCGGCCGGUUCGUGGCGAGCCACCCGGUGUUCUUCGCCUCGGCGCCCGUGCUCCUCUCCAUCCUGCUGGGCGCCAGCUUCAGCCGGUACCGGGUGGAGGAGGACGUGGAGAGCCUGCUGGCGCCAAAGCACAGCCUGGCCAAGAUAGAGGGCAACCUGGUGGACAGCCUGUUCCCCGUGAACCGGUCCAAGCACGCGCUCUACUCCGACCUGCAAACACCGGGCCGCUACGGGCGCGUGAUCGUCACCACCCGAAAGGGGAGCGUGCUGGACCUGGCCCAUCUGGACACCAUACUAAAGCUGCACAAGCGGAUCUACCAGAUGCAGGUGAUGGUCCCGGCCACAGGUGUCAACAGCUUCAACUACUCCUUCUCCUACCUCUGUCUCCCCGACGACAAGAACGUCUGCAUCAUCGAUGACAUCAUCCGCGCCAUGGAGGAGAUCCAGUCAGCGCGCACCUCCAACCGAUCCGUCCCAGUCCUGCGGUACCCGAUCACGCAGCUGGCAGACGGGCGGCAGGCGUACAUCGGACACCAGCUGGGCGGCGUGCAGGGCUGGGGUCCCAGCGGGGCGGUGCGAGGUCAGGGGACAGGGGCCAGGGGAGAAGGUGUACGGUCUGCGAGGGCGUUGCAGCUCACCUACUACCUCCAAGCCCGCGGUGACCUAAUGGAUCGGGUGGCCAGCCAAUGGGAAAAGACCUUCUGUGCAGAGUUACAGCACUUUGCAGCGCUACACCCUAAACUGGGGUUAUACCCGUCUACUUCCUCUUCUCUGAGGACAGACUUCCAGUUCUCCUCUGUGCUGGCACGCCGCCCCCUGUUGGCCAGCUUGGGGGCGUGUGGCGUGCUGGCCGUCCUCUGCUGCUCUAUGAGGGACUGUGUGAGGUCUAAACCUUGGUUGGGACUUUUGGCCCUGCUGUCAAUCACGCUGUCAGGCCUCACUGCUGCUGGGAUUCUCAACCUGACCGGGGCCACCUACAACUCUACGUACCUGGGCAUCCCUUUCGUAAUGCUUGGCCACGGGCUCUUCGGCUCCUUCGAGAUGCUGUCAUCGUGGAGGCGAACCCGGGAGGACCAGCAUGUGAAGGAGCGCGUGGCGAGCGUCUUCGAGGACGUCAUGCUGCGUUUCUCCGGCUCCACCAUGCUCCACCUGAUGACCCUGGGCCUCGCCGCCUCGCCGCUCACCAACAUGGAGGCUGUCCGUCUCUUCUGCCGCACCGCCGCCUUGGCCGUCACCAUCAGUUACGUUUACAUGUUGUCCUUCUACAGUUCCUGCCUGGUGUUCACCGGAUACCUGGAGACCGGCUACAGGCACGGCUGCUUCUGCAGGCGAGUCCCCAAACCGGACCGGCUGGACUCUAAACCGGCCUGGUACAGGUGUCUCAUGUACACCCGCUACCAGGACGAGGCUCAGACGACCAACCCGCCACACGUGGUCGACCACGCUCACGACCACGCUCACGACCACGCUCACGAUCAUGCUCACGAUCACACGCCGAACUCCAAUCUAACUCACACGCAUGCACACACACACCCGCACCCGCACCCACACACGGCGAACAACCCUACGGUCACGCAUGGACACGGCCAUGAGGCUAACUCCACACACACACAUCCACAUCCACACCCACACCCACACCCACACACACAUUCCAGUGCGAGCACGGACCCUAAUCCUCAGGACUCUCACCUUUUGCUGGGGUGUGUGAGGCGCUGCUAUGGAGACUGGAUCACUAACACCUACGUCAAACCCUUUGUGGUUCUGCUCUAUCUGGUUUACAUCUCCUUUGGACUGAUGGGCUUCCUGCAGGUGACCCAGGGUUCUGACCCCAGUGCACUGGUUGCAAUGGAUACAGCGACAGUAUUGUACACCCGCGCCCAGCAGCGUUACUUCAGCUCGUACUCCCCCGUCAUUGGAUUUUACAUCUAUGAAAGCGCCCCCUACUGGAACGACUCGGUGCAGCGGGACCUGCUGGAAUACGCCAAAGGCUUCCAGCGAAUCAGCUGGCUGGAGGCUUAUCUGAACUACCUGUCAGAUCGCAACCAGUCCACCAGCCAGCCGCGGGAAAACUUCACCCACACGCUCCGCCACUCUUUCCUCCGCGAGCCGCAGUUCGCCCACUUCGCCGACGACAUCAUAUUCGCAGAGCGGGGUCAGGGCGAGGAGCCGGACGUUGCGGCGUCCAGAAUCUUCUUGGUGGCCAAGACGACGGAGAACAAGCGCGAGGAGAUGUCAGUGCUGCUGGACACGCUGCGGCGCCUGUCACUGACCUCACGUGUCCGCUUCCUGAUCUUUAACCCCUCCUUCGUCUACCUGGACCGCUACGCUGCAGCGGUCAGCUCCCCCCUCAGACACUCACUGCUGGCGGUGCUCUUCCUGUUGGGUCUGUCCUCGCUGGCCGUCGUGGAGCCGCUGGUGUCCGUGUGGCUCGGCCUCACCCUGCUCUCCGUGCAGUUCGGGGUGCUGGGCUUCAUGACCUUGUGGGGCGUGGAGCUGGACUGCAUGUCUGUGUUGUGUCUGAUCUCCGCCUUGGGGCACUCCGCGGACUGCAGCGGCCCCCUCCUCUGCGGGUUCGCCUCGGGUCGGGGCGACAGCAGGACUCGCUGGGUGAGAGUGGCGCUGGAGAGACACGGCGUCCCCUCUCUACAGACGCUCAUCUGCUACGGCGCCGCCCUGGUGCCCGUCGGCUCCGUACGCUCCAACCUCACACGCACACUGUUCCGCUGCCUCACCCUCACGGCCGGCUGCUCGGCCCUGCACACGCUUGCGUUCCUGCCCACCCUCCUCACCUUCCUGCCCCCCUCCAAGAGCCGGGGACACCGGCCCGACGGGGAGGGGCAGAGACAGGAGGUGGAGUGCGUCGAGAUGAACGACAGCACUCGAGUGGUCGACCAGAUCACCACCGUCUGAGCAUGGGAUGAUGUUGUACUUUUUUUUUCAAGUGGUUGGUUGCAGUCUGAGCAGCCGUUAAUGCAUGCUGCAGACAAGAGCGCCGAUCCUCGUGACGAGCGGAAGAAAAGGCGAGAGGAGGAAAAACAGAGGGUCAAGAGGAAACGGUAACGGUUUGAGAGUGGGAGGCUAGGAAGAGACAGGUUUCCAAUGCAGUGUAUCCAUGGUUACCUGCUUGUUGCUAGUGCUGUGUGGCAUGUGAAUGAGCUCUUUCCCCAGAACAGCCAAUCAGGAGUCGAGGAUCAGCUGAGGUCACGGCCCCGGCUGUGACGUUCUCACAGAGGAAGUGCCACAUUUUUUUUCACGUGUCCAAAAGUUGCUUUAGAUCUGAUCACACUGUUUGGCUACCGCUAUCUGUUCGCCAUAUCAAGUUGCACAAAAACAGCUACAAUGACAUGAGGCAAUCAUCUGUAUGACUCGAGUAUUUCUACUUUAAUGCUGGACAAAUAAAGUCAGAUCAAGAAAA